CAGGCUAUAAAACAUCCUUGCCUGAAGGAUGUUUGCAGACCUUUGCAGACCUUUUCUGAGCUUUCUGCUCCAGGAUACUGCCUUUCCACAAAAUGAAGCCUACCCCUUGCAGCCUUCUCAUGCCCAUCCUCCUUCUCCUGCUGAUGAGCGCAGGGAGGACUCAGCAGUCCUUAGACGCCAUUGUGGAUGAAAAGAUAAAGGAUGCUCUCCAAGGUUUGGAGUGCAAUCCACCUCCCCCAAGGAUCUCAUGUACCAGUGUCACCAACUCUGGCAAACUGUCCUCCUGCCCUUCAGGGACUUUUGUCACCGGCUGUGCUUGUGGUUAUGGCUGUGGUUCCUGGGAUAUCCGAAGGGAAACCACCUGUCACUGCCAGUGCAGCGUGGUAGACUGGACCACUGCCCGCUGCUGCCAACUGGUCUGAGAAGGAGGAUGAAAACCCCAUUGUGUGACCAUGACGGCAAUGAAACCAGGACCCCACACAGGAAACAUGACUCAAAGUGUCCCUUUCAUUUGUUAUAACCCUGCUUCUUAGGUAAUAAAGGCAAUUUUUGCAUCUAA
This is a messenger RNA of Myotis davidii, 559 nucleotides long. It is a transcript of the gene RETNLB, whose product is annotated as resistin like beta. Gene Ontology annotation, molecular function: hormone activity. NCBI's taxonomy places the organism in Eukaryota, Metazoa, Chordata, Mammalia, Chiroptera, Vespertilionidae. Gene Ontology annotation, cellular component: extracellular region. The coding region runs from base 93 to 422 and encodes 109 amino acids. The transcript has 4 exons. The record is from RefSeq and is a predicted model, not a curated record.